CAUGGUGCUCGACCUGGACCUUUUCCGCGCCGACAAGGGCGGCGACCCGGCCCUCGUCCGCGAGACGCAGCUCAAGCGCUUCAAGGACCCGGCCCUCGUGGACGCGCUGGUGGCCGCCGACGGGGCCUGGCGAAGAUGCAGAUUCCGUGCAGACAAUUUGAACAAAUUGAAGAACCUGUGCAGCAAAACUAUAGGAGAGAAAAUGAAGAAAAAAGAACCAGUAGGAAAUGAUGACCAUGUACCCGAAAAUGCACAAAAUCUUGAUGAGCUCACAGUAGACAUUUUAGCAGGUCUUCAAGUAAACCAAAUAAAGAAAAUCCGUCUUCUUAUUGAUGAAGCCAUACUGAAGUGUGAUGAAGAGCGCUUAAAGCUAGAAGCAGAACGGUUUGAGAACCUCAGAGAAAUUGGAAAUCUCCUUCAUCCCUCCGUGCCAAUCAGCAACGAUGAGGAUGCAGAUAACAAAGUAGAGAGGAUAUGGGGAGACUGUACAGAGAGGAAGAAGUACUCCCACGUGGACCUGGUUGUCAUGGUGGAUGGCUAUGAGGGAGAAAAGGGAGCUAUUGUAGCUGGUAGCCGAGGAUACUUUCUUAAGGGUCCUCUUGUUUUCCUAGAGCAAGCUCUCAUUCAGUAUGCCCUGCAGACAUUGCUUAGUAAAGGAUACACCCCUGUUUAUACUCCCUUCUUCAUGAGAAAAGAGGUGAUGCAGGAAGUGGCUCAGCUAAGUCAGUUUGAUGAAGAGCUUUACAAGGUAAUUGGCAAAUGCAGUGAGAAGAGUGAUGAUAACACCAUUGAUGAGAAAUACCUGAUUGCUACUUCUGAGCAGCCAAUUGCUGCUUUGCACAGGGAUGAAUGGCUAAAGCCAGAAGACCUGCCUAUCAAAUAUGCGGGACUGUCUACUUGCUUCCGCCAGGAGGUUGGCUCACAUGGCCGUGAUACUAGAGGCAUCUUCCGGGUGCACCAGUUUGAAAAGAUAGAACAGUUUGUCUAUGCGUCACCUCAUGAUAACAAAUCUUGGGAGAUGUUUGAUGAAAUGAUUGCAGUUGCUGAAGAGUUCUAUCAGUCUCUGGGCAUCCCUUACCACAUUGUGAAUAUUGUCUCAGGCUCCUUGAAUCACGCUGCCAGUAAGAAGCUGGAUCUGGAAGCAUGGUUCCCAGGUUCAGCAGCGUUCCGUGAGCUUGUUUCGUGCUCGAAUUGCACAGACUACCAAGCCCGUCGGCUGCGCAUCCGUUACGGGCAAACCAAGAAGAUGAUGGACAAAGUGGAAUUUGUACAUAUGCUGAAUGCCACAAUGUGUGCUACAACACGCACUAUCUGUGCCAUAUUGGAAAAUUAUCAAACAGAGGAGGGAAUCGUUGUGCCUGAGAGAUUAAGGAGCUUCAUGCCACCAGGUCUGAAAGAGUUGAUAAAAUUUGUGAGACCUGCUCCUAUUGAUCAGGAACUUUCCAAGAAGCAGAAGAAACAGCACGAAGGAGGAGGCAAAAAGAAAUCAGCUGGAGGGGACUGUGCCCUGGAAGGGAAGAUGCAGAGCAUGGAUGUGAACAGUUUUUAAAAUAGUUUCAUGUGUUACUUUA
Messenger RNA from Euleptes europaea (tarantolino), 1571 nucleotides. It is a transcript of the gene SARS1, whose product is annotated as seryl-tRNA synthetase 1. The transcript has 11 exons. Gene Ontology annotation, biological process: seryl-tRNA aminoacylation. The coding region runs from base 2 to 1549 and encodes 515 amino acids. Gene Ontology annotation, cellular component: cytosol. NCBI's taxonomy places the organism in Eukaryota, Metazoa, Chordata, Lepidosauria, Squamata, Sphaerodactylidae. The record is from RefSeq and is a predicted model, not a curated record. Gene Ontology annotation, molecular function: tRNA binding; serine-tRNA ligase activity; ATP binding.